GAGGUAAAAAGCUCUUGGAGAAGCUCGAACGAACCGCGGAAUACGAAUGAAAAUUACGAACUGGCAAGGCCGAGAAAAACGGAAAGAUAAUCACUUAUUUUUUUUCUCGUAAACUUCCAUCGAUUUUCGCAACCUGUUGAGAUAAAAUUAUUAUACGUGUGUCGGAUGAUAUUAUAUACAUACAUAUUGGUAAAUUUGUAACUACUUUUAACGCGUCGGUUGUGAACAUUAAUUAAAUAAUUUAUUCUGUGUUGGGUGUCAGUGCGGCGUGCGUUAUUAGUCUAACUGUUUUUAUAAAAAAAAAAAAAUAUAUGUUUAUUUCUCCUUGAAUAAAAACUUGACGAAUUUAACGAUGAAUGCUUAUAUGUAGAUACUCGGGAAGCCGGAUAGAGAUCCAAUUUUUACGAUACACCCUAUCACCUCAGAGUGCAGACAUAUUUAUAUUUCAUCGCAGAAGAAUCAGCUGCUGUCAGCUCGAGGCGAGUCUGAUUAAAUAUCGAACCGAGUUUGUGAAGCUACGUCGGUUCGUCAGACAAUAAAAGAAAGAAUAAUAAUAAAGGAAAGUAAUACUAUCCUUUCAGCGCGUCAGUGAGUUGUAACAAAUGAAACCUGACUCAAAACAAUACCGAAGACACUGAAGAAUAAAAAGGAAAUGAAUCAGUUGAUAAAAAUAACCAAAAGUUCGAUAGGAUCAUCGUCGUGCGGUAUUAAUUGCAAAUGGUAAUGUUUCACGGGGGUGGAUUAGCACGUCCGGAAGUGUGUGCGUGAUCGUGUACUGUUUAUUCGGCUUCUGCGAUCGUCGUGAAGCGCGGGAAAAUAUGGCCGAGAUUACUACCGAAGCCAGCAGGCAUUCUUCACAGGAUAAUCUUGACGAUGAUAACAUUGGCCAGGAUCCCACAGUCGCAGAGGAAAUGUCCGAAAAUUCCCAGGACCAGACGCAGCUUCUCGUCCCGGACAAAAAAACAGAAUCGAGCCUCGGUACUAUUUCGGAUUCAACGUUCAACAGUCAAAGGGUGUUCAAGAAAUCGUCGUCGAACAACAAGCUCACCCUGUAUUUGGCGAGCAGAGAUCUCGUGGUGAGUGCCGGAAAGAUUGACCGUCUUCAGGGCGUGCUUCUCGUCGAUCCUGACUACUUGCAGGACAAAAAGGUCUACGGUCAGGUGACUCUGACUUUUCGAUACGGUAGGGAAGACGAGGAGGUGAUGGGGCUCAAGUUUUGCAACGAAGCCGUCAUGUGUUUGGCUCAACUAUACCCUCCGUAUCCGGGGGCAGAGCAUCAGGAGACAAACACCCCGCUUCAGGAGACGCUGAUAAAGAGGCUCGGAGCGAAUGCGCACGCAUUCACAAUGGAAAUUACGCCGCUGGCGCCACCGUCGGUGCAAUUAGUACCGGCAAAGGAGUACAACGGCGCGCCGAUCGGUACGAGUUAUGACGUAAGAGCGUACGUAGCGGAAAAGGCUGACGAGAAAUUGCAUCGAAGAACGAUGGUCAGAAUGGGUAUAAGGGUUGUUCAGAGGAGCAGUCCGCCCCCCCUUCCUCUCAAGACACCGCACAGCAUCCCAACGGCAACUGGACCAUCCCUAAGCGCCUUUCUAAAACCGCAGAGAACGAAACCCGCCGAAUUGGCCAACGAUAUCAUCGAGCAGGACGAACUGACUCCACCACACGCGGCGGUGGAAAAGCCAUUUUUAUUGAGCGACGGUAGAGUGGGAUUAGAAGCGAGACUGGACCGAGCGAUAUACUCUCACGGAGACUCGAUCUUCGUCCACGUUAACGUUAACAACAACAGCAGCAAAUCCGUGAGGAGGAUCAAGGUAUUCGUGGUCCAGCACGUCGACGUCUGCAUGUUCAGCAAUGGAAAAUUCAAAAACGUCGUCGCGUUAGUCUCGUCGCAGGACGGAUGCCCCGUCGGUCCUGGAUCGUCUUUGACCACGAGUUACUCCCUGAAACCGAUAAAGGGAUCGACGAAAAAUUGGAUCGCGUUAGAAGACAGCUACACGAAAGCUGGUGCAACUCUUGCGUCGACCGUUGUUAGCAGUGGAAACAGUCCGGAGGACAGAAACGUUUUCGCAAUUUACGUGUCUUAUUACGUGAAGGUAAAGCUCCUGGUGUCAGGAAUGGGUGGAGAAGUGUCGUUGAAGCUGCCGUUCAGCCUGAUGCACAACGACGCGGAUCCCGACUUCCUGACGGGCCUUCCGUCGCCGUUGAGAGAGCCGUCGAAGCCGUUGGAUUCGUCGACGACGCGGGACGCGAACUUCCUCGAAUCGGAAACGAAGCAGCAGCUACCGAAGUCGGAAAGCUCGCGAGAGGAGUGCGAUAAGGGUCAGGAGACAAGGUCGACGAACGUCAGCCCGAAGAGGAAGGAGAACAUGGAGGACGUUGACCUUAUAGAAAGGUGCGACGAGGACGGGGGGACCUGAGACGAGGUUGGGGUGCGCGACAAAGAAGGGGUGCCCCGUCAAACGAGCAAAACUAGCUACUCAAAGAGCGUUAAAAACUCCAACAACAAGAGCUGCAAGGAGGGUUUCAGCAUCCACAGAGCGUGGUGCUGCUUCAGACGAGCUUCCUAGUUACCGGGAGAAAAUUGUCGAGUUAUUGGAAAGAGGACUUCACUGAUAAAUCAACUUCAACGUCUGAGUCAAAGGUUCGGAGAAGAGGAAAAGAAGAUUCGACAAAUCUCCAGCCAACUUAUUGGCGUCGAUGAUGGUGAACGCGAAUGGAAAAGCAUCCCUGCUGUGUGUAAAAAACAAAUCUGAUCGAAUUUCAAACAGGCAAGUUGAGACAUGAACAAUUGGAGAAAGGGUUUUAUAAUCCGAACCUUCAAAAUGGUUCAACGACCGUGUUUUUGGAACGAUUUUAAUGGUUUUGGGCUUAUUUCGAUCACCGUAGAGAUUUGCAGAGACGAAAUCUUACCGAUAGUUAUAUCAUUCCUAGUUACCGGGAGAAAAUUGUCAAGGAAUUGGAAACAGAACUUGUCUGUUCGUGUAACUGAUUCAGGAUAAAUGAGCUUCAAUGUCUGAGUCGAAGUUUUGGAGGAGAAAUGGAAGGUUCGACAAAUCUCCAGCUAGUUUAUUGGCGUCGAUGAUGGUGAACACGAACACGUCAAAAACAAAUUUGAUCGAAUUUCAAACAUGCAAGUUGGGACAUGAACAAUUGGGAAAAGGGUUUCAUAAUCCGAACCUUCAAAAUGGUUCAACCACCGUAUUUUUGGAACGAUUUUAAUGGUUUUUGGUUUACUUUGAUCAACAUAGAGAUCUCCAGAAACGAAUUUUUGCCGAUAGUUAUAUCACGAAUUUGCACUUUAUAACUAUUGGUACCAUAACGUAAGGUUUCUUGAAUGUUUCCAGACGAUUCGUGGUGAACCAAUCAGCGACCAGAACGAGCCGAAAAACAUUAAAACCUGAUGAAAAACGCCAGAGUUUAAUUAUUGUUAACGUCCCGAUUAUAAAACCAUUUUCAAAUUGUUGAUAUCUUAGUUAAUUCCGUGAUUGAAAAUUUUCUCAUGUUCAUUUCUGUUACACGGUCGGCUGAAAUAACACGGCUUGAUAUUUUUUGAGCUGUUUUUCUCUCUUUUCCCAACUUUUAAUUCAGACGGUGAAGUCAAUUCGUCCUUAACUAAUCCCACAAUAUUUGUCUACGUAUUACAAAUCGAAGAGAACAAAAAAAAAAAAAAAAAAAACAUCUAUCACACUCAGAAUCAGCGUUUCGAAUUUUGAAAAAAGUUGCGAACUUGGCAAGCUUUGAGCUUCGGUUACCUACGUUCAUGAAAAAAAAUUGACGAACCGAGGUGAAAAUAUAAAUAAUCACUUAGCGUCAAAGAACGAGGAAUGAUUGAACCCGGGAACUCGAUAUAAAAAAUUUAGAUCAUGGAAAUUUUUCCAACUUACUCGAAUUAUUCUAACAUGUAAGUGAUCAUCAAUAUUUUACAACGUUCAUUUAAUCAAUUACAAUGUAUAUCGUACGAUUUUCGCAAAAUGUUAUGUACUAUACGUAUAACCGACGAGUAAAACCGAUAUAGAUUUUGAUAUGGACAUACGAAUUAUAGAGAAAAAAAAAAAAACGAAAAAGGAACAAGUGCGAAUAUAUAAGUAGCUGUUGGUGUAGAAAGAAAAGAAGAUAAAAUAACAUUUUGAUAAAGCCAGAGAGAAUCUAAAAUGUACAUAUGUGAGAGCGUGCGUGAAUUUAUAAUAUACAUACAUGCGUAUGUGUGCACUAGGGUGUGCAGAAAAAAAAUUUUUUUUUCGUCAUCAGAAUUUCGUUAGAGCGUCUCAAAUAGAAUAUUUCAGCCAAAUAUGAGCUUUUAAUACUAAUAUUUAGAGAUGACUAUUUUAUUUUUUCCAUUUUCCAUUUAAAUAAUACGUAAAAUAAAUCUGAAAAUUUUAGAAUUUCUUUUUCUCGUAAACGGCUUGACUUAUAAACUGUCUAAACACAGAUUAUUUAUAGUGCGUAUUAUUUCUUACAAUGUUCUGUGUUUAGAUAGUUUAUAAGUCAAGCCGUUGAUGAGAAAACAAAAUUCAAAAACUAUCCGAUUUUCUUUACGUAUUGUUCAAAUGAAAAACGGACAAAAUAAAAUGGGCACCUCUAAAUAUCAAUAUUAAAAGCUCAUAAUAAGAUGAGAUAUUCUAUUUGAGAUGGUCUACCGCAAUUUUGAUGCGGGUUGGAGAGGAACAAAAUUUUUUAUUUUUUUUUUUUUUGGCACACCCUAGUGCGUGCGGAAAUAACAUUAACAACAAAGUUACUUGAAUUACGUUCUGAGCAUAUCGAAAUAUUUCGCGGAAAAUCAUCGCGAGUAUGGAUAAAUUUAUUGAAAACUUCUAAGAUCGAUUAUAUUAUCUCGGGUUUACAGUGAAAGUAUCUAUAUAAAGUAUGUUUCAAACAAUUUCCAAUUCUACCAAACUCGCAAGCAUUCCGAAUCACUUCACGAUAAAUGAUUAAAAAUUAUUGGAUAAUCGAAAAUUAGAUAUACUUGAGAUAUGUUAAGGCGAAAAUGAAACUUUCAUCUCCGUUUUAAAAUUCAUUGUUAGAGGCAUACAAUUCGGCAGUAUAAAUACCUGCACACCUGAUUCAAUUUUCUAACGCGAAGUCAAUAUUUGAAUAGCUUUAAAUCCAAUCAGCGCCCAAUUUUCUUCUACUAUAGGUAUUAGAGUGAUGUGAGUAUACACAGAGAGGUACGAUUAUUUUCAUUCAAAUGCCCGAAGAAAGGAAGCGAAAGGGAGGAAAAUAACCUGAGCGUUUCUUUUCGCGAUUAUUGAAAUAUUGAAGAUUUAACCAACGAUUAUUCGUCAUAUUUCAAGUUUCUCGUUUCAAUUUUCAAUAGUUGCCUUUCUACUUUCCAAUUUUCUUUCCUUUUUAAUCAAUUCACAUAUUUGAUUCACUAUCUAUGCUUCCCAUCUUGCUUUCUUGUCGAUUUAUUUGUCAGGUAUAUAAUUCUAUACCGGGACAAUCUCUUGAAACUUGAAAAUUAACCGCGCAUGCGCCAAAUAAUUCAAUCUCAUUGGUCGGCCAAAUAUUCCCGCAGCGAUUGUCUGCAAUGCAGGCGAGCCAACUUACGCCAAAUGUGUACGUUUGAAUGUUCAAAAAGCGUAAGCAUUAAAUUCCGACCGUUGUUUGAAGAAUCGACUUUCCGACCCGACAACAAAUGCUUCCCAAACCUUUCCGAGUCGCUGCCUCGAUUA
Molecule: messenger RNA, 5675 nt
Organism: Neodiprion fabricii
Lineage: Eukaryota; Metazoa; Arthropoda; Insecta; Hymenoptera; Diprionidae
Product: arrestin homolog
Exons: 10
Coding region: 819-2420 (533 amino acids)
Biological process (GO): signal transduction; G protein-coupled receptor internalization
Cellular component (GO): cytoplasm
Molecular function (GO): G protein-coupled receptor binding
Source: RefSeq, a predicted model, not a curated record